AUGCCGUCCAUAACCCACCUCACCUCCGCCAUCUCACACGCCACAUUCACCUCCGCAGCCGAAACCAAAGGCACACCAUCUUACGAAGACCUUGCUUCUCGUUACCGUAACAUCGCAUUUGCGCAGAUGGACUAUGGACCGGAAACUAGCAUGCUGUUCAAGUUUGCUCCAAAUCAAUUGCCGAUGUUAAAACUUAUGUACCGGGAUAAGAAUGGUGGCAUGUGGGCUAGGACGGUGAUGGGAGCAGAUUUGAGAGAGUUGAAGGCUGGGAUUGACGAGAUGUUGGAGAAAGCUGGAUUGGAGGAGUGA
Molecule: messenger RNA, 309 nt
Organism: Mollisia scopiformis
Lineage: Eukaryota; Fungi; Ascomycota; Leotiomycetes; Helotiales; Mollisiaceae
Exons: 2
Coding region: 1-309 (102 amino acids)
Source: RefSeq, a predicted model, not a curated record